This is a messenger RNA of Ceratitis capitata (Mediterranean fruit fly), 2227 nucleotides long. It is a transcript of the gene w, whose product is annotated as protein white. Lineage: Eukaryota; Metazoa; Arthropoda; Insecta; Diptera; Tephritidae. Gene Ontology annotation, molecular function: ATP hydrolysis activity; ABC-type transporter activity; ATP binding. The record is from RefSeq and is marked provisional. Gene Ontology annotation, biological process: transmembrane transport. Gene Ontology annotation, cellular component: plasma membrane.
AAAAAACAUAAAAUAACCUAAAAGAGAGACACAGGAUAGUAGAUACUAAAGCAGUAGAACGCCAUAGAGCAAAAAAAAAAUUCAAAUGGGUCAGGAGGAUCAGGAGGUGUUAAUAAGAGGCGGCAAGGCCACUAGCACAUCGGCCGAGAGUUUGAAUAACAACAACGAGCAGCCCUACGAGCAAUCCUCUAUAAAUCAGGGAUUUUGCAAAAAUUAUGGCACACUCUCACCGCCAUCGCCUGCACUCACCGCGGAUAAUCUCACUUACUCUUGGUACAAUUUGGACGUCUUCGGCGCUGUACAUCAGCCCGGCUCGAGUUGGAAGCAGCUGGUGAAUCGUGUGAAGGGGGUUUUCUGCAAUGAGCGUCAUAUACCCGCGCCGCGCAAACAUCUCUUGAAAAACGUCUCUGGCGUCGCUUACCCCGGUGAAUUACUUGCUGUAAUGGGCAGUUCUGGUGCAGGCAAAACUACACUUCUCAAUGCGAUUGCCUUUCGUUCAUCGAAGGGUGUGCAAAUUUCGCCCUCCACUAUUCGCAUGCUCAACGGUCAUCCCGUUGAUGCAAAGGAAAUGCAGGCACGUUGUGCUUAUGUUCAGCAGGAUGAUCUUUUCAUUGGUUCGCUCACCGCACGUGAGCAUCUUAUCUUCCAGGCAAUGGUGCGCAUGCCACGGCAUAUGACACAAAAACAGAAAGUACAACGUGUCGAUCAAGUUAUACAGGACCUCUCGCUGGGUAAAUGUCAGAAUACGUUGAUUGGCGUGCCGGGUCGGGUGAAGGGUUUAUCGGGUGGCGAGCGUAAGCGACUGGCAUUCGCCUCGGAAGCGUUAACCGAUCCGCCGCUAUUAAUUUGCGAUGAACCUACCUCGGGUUUGGACUCGUUCAUGGCACACAGCGUCGUACAGGUGUUGAAAAAGCUAUCGCAGAAAGGCAAAACUGUUAUAUUGACCAUACAUCAACCAUCCUCGGAGUUAUUUGAACUUUUCGACAAAAUAUUACUUAUGGCAGAGGGUAGAGUUGCCUUUCUGGGUACACCCGGUGAAGCGGUGGACUUUUUCUCAUACAUUGGCGCUACUUGUCCAACCAAUUACAACCCAGCAGAUUUUUACGUACAAGUUUUGGCUGUAGUACCAGGUCGGGAAGUGGAAUCACGUGAACGUAUAGCCAAGAUAUGUGAUAAUUUUGCAGUCGGAAAGGUCUCUCGCGAGAUGGAGCAAAAUUUUCAAAAGCUGGUUAAGUCCAAUGGCUUUGGUAAGGAGGACGAAAACGGAUACACAUACAAAGCUUCCUGGUUCAUGCAAUUCCGUGCCGUACUUUGGCGUUCUUGGCUGUCGGUAUUGAAAGAACCGUUAUUAGUUAAAGUGCGCCUAUUACAAACGACGAUGGUUGCUGUUCUCAUUGGACUAAUCUUUCUGGGACAACAAUUAACCCAAGUCGGUGUUAUGAACAUUAACGGCGCCAUUUUCUUGUUUCUGACCAACAUGACUUUCCAAAAUUCCUUCGCUACCAUAACUGUCUUCACCACCGAACUGCCUGUCUUCAUGCGUGAGACACGUAGCCGUCUGUAUCGCUGCGACACUUACUUCUUGGGUAAAACCAUUGCCGAACUGCCGCUCUUCUUGGUAGUACCGUUUCUCUUCACCGCCAUCGCAUAUCCUCUCAUUGGCUUACGUCCCGGUGUCGAUCAUUUCUUCACCGCUCUGGCGCUUGUCACUUUAGUAGCCAAUGUUUCAACUUCCUUUGGUUAUUUGAUUUCAUGCGCUUGCUCGUCGACAUCAAUGGCUCUAUCGGUGGGUCCACCUGUUAUUAUACCAUUUUUGCUUUUUGGUGGCUUCUUUUUAAACUCCGGUUCGGUACCGGCGUACUUUAAAUGGUUGUCGUACUUAUCAUGGUUCCGUUAUGCCAAUGAAGGUUUACUGAUUAAUCAAUGGGCAGAUGUGAAGCCUGGAGAAAUCACUUGCACUCUAUCCAAUACCACUUGCCCAAGCUCCGGUGAGGUUAUAUUGGAGACUUUGAAUUUCUCAGCGAGUGAUCUACCAUUCGAUUUCAUUGGAUUGGCGUUGCUGAUUGUGGGCUUCCGAAUAUCCGCUUAUAUAGCGCUAACUAUGCGCGCACGUCGAAAGGAAUGAGUGGGGAAGGAGGAAUGUCUAGACUAUAAGAUUUUUUGGUUUUAAAUAAUUAGUUUUGUACGAACACGCAUUUAUCAUAUAAUAAAUCGAUAACUUUGGCAA